AUGAAGAGUGUGGACUUGGUCGCAGCGAUGAACCUACAGGACCUCCGCAGGGGCCACGACUCCGUGAAGCUGAUCAAGUUCGCGGACGACACCACCCUCAUUGGACUCAUCUCCAACAACGAUGAGUCCGCCUACAGGAGGGAGGUGGACCGGCUGGUGUCCUGGUGCAGUGGUAACAACCUGGAGCUGAACGCCCAGAAGACAGUGGAGAUGAUUGUGGACUUCAGGAAGAGCACUGUCCCCCCGCCCCCACCCUCCGUGAUGGACUCCCCCAUCACCUCUGUGGAGUCCUUCCGUUUCCUGGGCACCACCAUCACCCAGGACCUCAAGUGGGAGCCGACCAUCAGCUCCCUCAUCAAGAAGGCCCAGCAGAGGAUGUACUUCCUGCGGCAGCUCAGGAAAGCCAAGCUGCCUGCACAGAUGUUGGCGCAGUUCUACACGGCCAUCAUCGAGUCCAUCCUCACCUCCUCCGUCACCGUGUGGUUCGCUGGAGCCACAGUCAGGGAUAAACAGAGACUACAGCGCAUUGUGCGCUCUGCAGAGGAAGUGAUCGGCCGCAGCCUUCCAUCGCUGCAGGACCUAUACAUAAAGAUUGGUGACAAAGAGUGUGAGUUCAGCCCAAAUUUCCGGCUCAUUCUGCACACCAAACUGGCCAGUCCGCACUACCAGCCCGAGCUGCAGGCCCAGUGCACCCUCAUCAACUUCACUGUGACACGGGACGGGCUGGAGGAGCAGCUGCUGGCCUCUGUGGUCAGCAUGGAGCGGCCCGAUCUGGAGCAACUCAAGUUGACCGCCGUGUCUGUUUAUGUAGCCGGUUCGGAGCUAGUCUUCAUGUUGGUUCUUAAACAUCACAUUUGA
Molecule: messenger RNA, 858 nt
Organism: Knipowitschia caucasica
Lineage: Eukaryota; Metazoa; Chordata; Actinopteri; Gobiiformes; Gobiidae
Source: the annotation of a GenBank genome assembly